This is a messenger RNA of Paecilomyces variotii, 919 nucleotides long. Its product is annotated as HORMA domain protein. The transcript has 8 exons. NCBI's taxonomy places the organism in Eukaryota, Fungi, Ascomycota, Eurotiomycetes, Eurotiales, Thermoascaceae. Gene Ontology annotation, cellular component: kinetochore; cytoplasm; nucleoplasm. Gene Ontology annotation, biological process: mitotic spindle assembly checkpoint signaling. The record is from RefSeq and is a predicted model, not a curated record. Bases 134 to 808 code for a protein of 224 amino acids.
CCUCGGCGGGCGUUAAGCAGUGAUCGCCAGGGCGACUAUCGGGGUAAACAAGCGAGAUCUCUGCUCUUCAACCACCAUUUUCACGGAACAAAUCAUUACCUGUCUGCGGAAAUCAGGAAGACUGCGAUUAAAGAUGUCUGCUGAGAAGGACAAGUCAAAGGUGCACAAGCUGUCCCUGAAGGGAUCGUCGAAGCUCGUUUCUGAAUUUUUCGAGUAUUCAAUCAAUUCUAUACUAUUCCAGCGAGGUGUUUACCCUGCCGAGGAUUUUACAACUGUCAAGAAAUAUGGCCUCAACAUGCUUGUCACCGCCGACGACCAGGUCAAAGCCUACAUCAAGAAGAUUAUGUCACAGCUGAACAAGUGGAUGAUUGGAGGGAAAAUAUCUAAGCUCGUUGUUGUCAUUACAAAUAAGGAGACCGGAGAACAUGUUGAGAGAUGGCAAUUCGAUGUGCAAAUAUUCGGGAAAGCAGCGCAGAGCAAAUCCUCUCGCAAGACCGCGGACAAGGAGAAUGCUUCGUCAGGCGACGUUGAUGCUCAGCCCGCCGAGAAAAAGACCGAAAAGGAGAUUCAAGACGAGAUCCAGGCAAUUUUCCGGCAGAUUACCGCCUCCGUGACUUUCCUUCCCGUGCUAGAUGGCGACUGUACCUUCAACGUCCUCGUAUACGCCGAUGCGGAUUCCGAGGUGCCCGUCGAGUGGGGAGACAGUGAUGCGAAGGAGAUCAAGAACGGUGAAAAGGUUCAGCUGCGGAGCUUCAGCACAAAUAACCAUAGGGUCGAUACACUAGUCAGUUAUAGACUGGCGGAUUGAACUACACAAUUGUUCAGUAUCACAGCUAUCUGAUGUCUGGCGUUUCGGGGAAUGGGUCUUUCUGACAAGGGGCGCUGGUAUAUUGCAUGGUAUCCAUUUUAUCACGUCGGC